Molecule: messenger RNA, 4400 nt
Organism: Acanthoscelides obtectus
Lineage: Eukaryota; Metazoa; Arthropoda; Insecta; Coleoptera; Chrysomelidae
Source: the annotation of a GenBank genome assembly
AUUUUUAAGGUCCAACCGGGGCCAGGGCCCACUUAUGAAUCGGAGGCACAAUUGUGCUUCGGUAAGGGCAAUCCUUGAAAACACGCAUUUUCGACUGACUUUAAUCAAUUCAAUCUCCCUGCUUUUCAUCAUAGUUAUAACAAAAGAAUUGUUGCCCUCUUCUUGUGCGCAAAAAGUAAAACACCCUGAUCCGUACGCAAGACUACGCACUAUAUGCAAUAAGAAUACACAAACGCUCUUAUCCAAUAUUAUAAAAGUCAAAGUUCAGACAUUAAUUAGUUUUGACGGAUGAGCGAUAAGCUGAUGUCGAAUGCAUUAUUUUUGAGAUAAAUGGGCAAUACACGCUUGUUUAAAUUUUAAAUAGACGUUUUCAUAAAAAAUGUCGCUAUUUAUUAGUGGUAAUAAAGUAAGUUCUAAGAACAAGAGCUACAGUGUAAAUAUAUCAUAACUAUUAGAUAAUUUGUGUUGGGUAUAGAUCAAAGGAGAAUAAAACAUGGACAAAAUAACAAAAAUGUUGUAUCGUGUCAGAAGUACAAAAUACGAUGAUUUAGUGAUUUACAUGUAUCAGCCUACAGAUCCUUCCAGCUUAGGUAUUAUUCGAUUUCUGUUCGGAUUCCUAAUGUUGUGCGAUUUGCCAGAAGAAAGAGGAGGUUCUGACAUUGACAUAAGAUGGGGAAAUCCAAAAGAUUGUCACUUUCCAUUAUUUCCAGUCAUGGUUAUACCAGCAUAUCCCUGGAUGUGUCUCAUAUACUUAAUGAUGUGGGUAGGAGCAACUGGAAUUAUGUUAGGAUACAAAUUCAGGAUAAGCACUUUACUAUUUGGAAUACCAUACUGGUACAUUCUACUACUGGAUAAAUCAUACUGGAAUAACCACAGUUACUUAUUCGGAAUUGUAACCAUUCUGCUCUCAGGAUCAUCUGCCAAUCACUAUUUCUCAUUAGAUGGUUACUUCGAGGAAAAAAGAAAGAACCGUCACGUUCCUUGCUGGAAUUACUUCAUUUUGAAGUACCAAUUCUUCAUGCUGUAUUUUCUAGCUGGAUUGAAAAAGGCAGAUAUGGAAUGGUUGGAGGGGUAUUCGAUGCAAUCUUUAGGCAAUCACUGGAUUUUUCUACCUUUCAGAUUAUUUCUCACAUCGGAUCAGGUGGACUAUUUGAUUGUCCAUUGGUUUGGAUUUUUGUUAGAUUUGACCAUCGGAUUUUGGAUGCUGAUAGAAUCUACGAGACCUGUAGCAAUGGUAUUCUGCACAAUGUUUCAUCUGAUGAAUUCAAGACUGUUUAGCAUUGGUAUGUUUCCUUAUGUCUGCCUAGCUACAAUGCCAUUAUUUUGCGAAGAAACUUGGCCAAGGAAGUUACUGAAAUAUUUUCAUAUAUCAACAAACGAACCUCUACCGACACCUGACUGCAUCUAUAUAAAGGAUGGAAGAGGACAGUCCAACAAACAAAAACAUGUAACAUGGAAACGGAAACUUGUCAUCGGUCUGCUCCUUACUCAUUGUAGUCUUCAAGUUUUUCUACCGUAUUCCCAUUUCAUAACUCAGGGUUAUAACAAUUGGACCAAAGGUCUUUAUGGGUAUUCGUGGGAUAUGAUGGUACACUCUUGGGAUACGAUUCAAGUAGUCGUGAGAGUGGUGGAUAACGAAUUUGGAGAACAGUUCUUCAUUGAUCCUGAUGCAUGGACUCAAAAUGACAGAUGGAACAAGCAUGCCGAUAUGUGUGUCCAGUAUGCAAAUUGCCUCAAGAGGAACUUGAUGGAAUCAUUCAAGAAUAACAGUGCUUCAAGUAGACAUAACUCAACUACCUAUAUUUCUAUUAUUAUACAGCGUGAUCCAAAAGUCCCACAAAGGCAAGACAGUUGGGAAUAUUCAAAGCGUAUGGUAAAAGUAAAAAAGUAGCAUCUUAGGAUUUUUCUUAGUAUGUUCAGUAGGGACCUUGAACUUAGAUUUGACCGUGACCUUGAAGGCUAGAUCAAGGCCAAGACGAUUUUUUUAUAGGCACCCCAUACUUUUGACCCCAGAAAUGGAUAGAGCAGAUAAUUUUUCGUUCAGAUAUGACCUUUGGUGAGCAUUAUUGUGGCCUUGAACGUACUCGUUAAGACCAUCGCAAAUGAAACAAAACACAUUUGAAAAUCAGGGUCUUCAAUUUGUCCCUGGCUAUUUACUGGUGACCUUGUAGCUGGUCACGAACUGGCAUUGACUUUAAUAGCCAAGAACUUCAAAUCCAGGUUACAGCAGUUCUCACCAACAGUCACGUAUGAACGUACAAUUUUCCGCUCUAUUUCCGGGGUCAAAAGUACAGGGUACCAGGCAAACAUUAUUGUGACCUUAAUUUGACCUUUCAGGUCGUAAUCAACCUAACAUUGUUAGGUUAUACGUCUCCAGCUAGGGAAAGAUAUUCAAGCAGUAAUUGCCAUGAGACUCUUGUUUACGCUCUAUCCUUAGAAACAUCCCUGGAAUUAAAUCAAAAAGGUUUUUUACGGGUAUCUUGGAUGUUCAAGGUCGGAAUAGAUUUCACCAGGGGUCACAUCUGAACGUGACAUAUUUAUCUCUACACAUUUCCGGGAUUAAAAGUAUCGAGUGCCAUUAAAAAAUUGUUUCUGACAUCGAUUUGAUCGACAAGGUCGUGAUCAAGGUCAGUUACAAGCAGUUAAAAUAAUUUUCUUUCAACUUCAUGUUUGAAUGUAAUUUUUUUCGAUUUAUCCAUAUAUAGGGUCGAAAAUAUAGGUAUUUAUUUAAAAAAUUGUCUCACCUACAAGAUUAGCGUCAAAGUCAAAUUGAAGGUUACCACUAAUUAGUCAGCGGACAAUCAUGGACCUUUACUAUUAUACUUUUAUCCAUUGUAUAUUCCCAAAUAUCUCGCCGUUACUGGACUUUUGGAACACUGCGUAGCUACUCAAACAGUGAGAACUUUAGUAAAAGUUAAAAAUAUUUUCUCACAGCUAGAAAGCAGUACUCCAGUCUCCUCAUCAUAAACUGUCCAACCCUUUCAAAUACACUAAGAUUGUUCCUUUAAGACAAGUUACAUGUUCGGUAAGGUUAAGCAUACUGCUUUCGUCCGCCCGACCAAAGACAGUCAACCAUAGACAGCUGUGUCUUGCUUUUUGGCUACUCAUCAGCACGGUCUAGGCUUGGUUAAUCGUCUCUGGGCAACGAGCCAAAUCAUAUCAACUAUUUUCUAUCUAGUAGGUACGGCACUAUCGAAAUAAGACAGCGCAACGUGCCAUCUAUUGUAAGAAUCAACCACUGCGAACAGUGCCACUACCCAGCCAUCUGUCGGUCACACUGGUAGUUGCGCUACCAUUGCAGACUGAAAUCUUUACAGUUCCAACUGCUAGUAGCUAUAGACUGUUCGCAGUAGUUGAAUCUGGCGAUAGAUAGCACGUUGCGCUGACUUACUUCGUUAAGGUUGUUGGUGAGUUUUUAAUAGGAAUCUAUGGAGAUAAAUAGGGUGUAGAAGACCUCCAGUGGUGGAACCCAGGGAAGGGGCACUCGGGGAGAGUUCCCCAUUCAAAAGAUCACUGGAAAAAGAAAAAUAUGCAAAAAAUCCUUGCCUCAAGGACAUUCGUUCUCGGAAGCACUAAUAAAGCCAUCGCCAGCUCCCCUUCUCUUCAAUUUUCACUUGUCGGUUUUUAUUUUUUUAUUUCAUUUCUCUUGUUCCCUCUCACUAAACUAACCUUCUGGAUCCGUAUGUGAAAAGGCCCUAUCCCAUAUCCGGAUUUGAACUCCCUAGAUUAUUUCCUAUACGACCAUCUAAGAUCAUCAGCUUACACUACCACUAGAAAAUGUAUGGUAACCAAAUAAGUUCGUGUGGUUGGGGUAUAUCGCACAUUGAUAGGAUCUUCGACGGGUUGUAGAUGCAGAUUCCAGGGCAACAUGCUAAGAACUUGCAGAAAUGUUCAGAGUGAGUCCUGAAACUAUUCGUCUGCAUCUUCAUCAGCUAGGAAAGACGUGGAAGUUAAGCAAAUGGGUCCCACAUGAACUGACAAAUGAUAACAAAUUAAGUCGUCUUACGAUUUGUUCAGCAAACAUUUCACGCAACACUAAUGAACCAUUUCUUAAUCGGUUAUUAACCUGUAUUCGAAUUCUAAGCGUUCGUAUCACUGGUUGUCGCCUACCGAUUCGGUACCACACACGUCCAAGACUUCCUUGUACCCAAACAAGGUUUUGUUGUGUGUUUGGUGGACAGCAACUGGAACUGUCCAUUAUGAGUUUUUGGAAAGGGGUCAAACCAUCACUGCUAACUUGUAUUGUGAAAAGCUUCAACGAGUACAAGCAGCACUCAUCCAGAAACAGCCUUCUUUGAUCAUUCGGAAGUGAAAUUCUUGCAGGAUAACGCCAAGAUUCAUACGGUAAAAGUGACCCGAGAAAAAAUUUCUGAACUCGGCUGGGAAACGUUACCGCACCC